AUGCCGGGCAUCACCAAGCGACCCGACUUCUCGAGCCCUGAGUUCCGCGGCAGCCCGCAAUACGCUGGUGCUUCCGCGAUGUUCCCCGCGGCAGCCAAAGAAGUCUCUGUCCCUGGCGUCACUCGUCGUCCUGACUUCUCCGACCCGCAGUACCGUGGCAGUCCCCAAUACACCGGCGCAUCCGCCAUGUUCCCCGCCGCCGUCAAGGAGGUCUCCACCCCCGGCGUCACCAAACGUCCCGACUUCUCGGACCCUCAGUUCCGCGGUUCGCCUCAGUACACCGGAGCGUCUGCUCUCACCCACAUGAAGCAGCACUCUCCCACGAAGAAGACCGUCCGACUGGCCGAGAACCCGCACGUGUCGGCCUUCCUCUCGCCCAAAUCGCGCAUGUUCACCGGUGGCCACGGCUACCCUGGCGUUCCUGCCCGCGGUCAAUCCACUGGUGCCUACAGUACAUCCUCCGCUCCUGCCGCCGAGUUCUCGGUGAGCGGAAAGCAGCUGACGCCCGACGAGGUGGCACAGAAGAUCGCAUCGAUGCUCAAGCCGGGUCCUCCUUUCUUCAGUCGUGUGUCAAACGCGGAUCUGAUCGACUUCAUCUCGGACUCGAGCAUCAUGAACUGCGACGCGUUGCGCAAGCAGGCCGAAGUGCUGGAGGCGAAGAAGAUCGCCAACCGCGCAACUGCAGCCUUCGUUCCCAGCGGCACAGUCGUCCGCCGUCGCGCGGAGGAGGAGCGCUGGACAGGUGUCGGUACGGUCUGGUCCUCGCUCGACGGCUUGCCUGCCGGCGCAUCGUUCGGCCGCAUCCCCGGCCAGGAGACCAUGUCCGCCCAAGCUUCCGGCACCGAAGAUGACGGUCUGUGGAACGCCAUCACCCUCUCCUGCGAUAUCGACUGCACCAACGUCACGCUCGCCAAGAGCGUCGUCGUCCCCACCCAGGUGCUGCAGCACAACAAUUUCUUCAACGGCAACUCGCAGAGUCUGUUCGACGAGAUCGGCGCCGGUGCCAAGUACAAGUUCGACGAGCUGCUCGGUAAGAAGUCGUCCAGCCACAAACAGUCUGCGUCUUCCUCGACUACUGGCAGCAAGAUCACCCCCAACUACCUCUCGCUCUCCGCUUACACGGACCCCAAUGCCGCUUUCAACGCGACGUCGUUCGAGCUCAAAUGGCCCAGCUGGAUGCCGUGGGGCAAGAAGACGGCUCCUGUCGAAGGUGCGCCUGCCACAACGCCCGCUGCGGGCGGUCAGAAGCGUGUCUGGGUGCCCUCUUCCACCAAAGUCUCCAUCCACGCCUCUUGGUGGGGUUACAACCUCUACCUGCCCCAACCCGUCCUCGAUAAGCUGGACGGCGACGUCGAUGAGGCCGAAAAAGUGGCCAACUUGAUCAACAAGUGCCUCACCUACAUCCUCAACAACGUCCCUGCCGGUCUGCCUGCUUCUUUCGCUGCGGUGGUCGUCAUUUUGAAGGCGAUCGCCCCUACCACCGGGUAUAUUAGUACGUUUAUCGGUUGGAGCUGGGACACUAUCAAGAGCUUCAACAAGGGGCAGGGAGUGGUGUUGAGUGCGACGUGGAUUUUGCCUGUUGCGCUGAUUCCUAGGGCUUGGGAUGCGCCUGCUUCGCCGAACGGUAGUGCGCCUGCUACGCCGAGCACGCCUGCUGUGCCCCUGCCUGCGACGCCCGCGGCUCCGGCUGAUUCGACGACGCCUGCUGCUGGUGGCGGGUCGACCACCACCCCGGCUACGGGUGGUACUGGUUCCACCACCACGCCUGCCACGGGAGGUACUGGCUCGACCACCACUCCCGCCCCCACCACCGGCAACGGCUCCACGACCACCCCCACCACCACCACUCCCACCGCCGUCAGCGGAACAGGCAUGCCAAUGACAGCACAGGACGUGGUCAACGAUCCAGAAAACAACCCGCUUCCCGAUCCCAACAUCCCACCCGUCGCAGCGCCCGGUGCCACCCUGCCUCCCGCCAACCCCUCUACCGUCAACCUGGACCUCUCCGCCCCACCCACCAACGACACAGCGAACGCGUCCUACCCCGGCGACGCCCGUGGCCGUGGCGGAGAUCAGAGCACUGCCGCUCCCAUGGGCAACACCCCCAUCCCCGCAGGCCAGGUUCCGAUCGACGCCGAAUCCUAA
This is a messenger RNA of Kalmanozyma brasiliensis GHG001, 2145 nucleotides long. RefSeq lists its product as uncharacterized. The record is from RefSeq and is a predicted model, not a curated record. Lineage: Eukaryota; Fungi; Basidiomycota; Ustilaginomycetes; Ustilaginales. The coding region runs from base 1 to 2145 and encodes 714 amino acids. The transcript has a single exon.